CUCGCGCACUGCAUUCAGCAGCGCGCGCAGAGCCGAGCGGAGCGGAUCGAGCGAGAGUGGAGAGCGGCGCCCGGGCAGCAACGACAGCGACGAGCGACAUCGAGGCAGGGAACGCCGACGACGAAGACGACGACGACGACGAAGACGACUUCCAGCUACAGCGACCGAUUUGCCACCGAUCGAGCAAUGGGAUUCUCCGUGAACAUCGCCAAUUACGAGAAGCAGGAGGAGGUGAAGCGGCUGAGACGCAGUCUGCACGUGGAGGAGAAUGACAAUGUCCCCACAGACAACCAGCAGAGGUCGUUCGGAGGCUUCGAGGACAACCGGCCGUUCCUGCACCACGAGCAGGAGCCGCUCUCCGUCAGCGCCCUCGUGAUCCAGCGUGCGUGGCGCGCCCUCGUGAGCCGGCGUGACGCGGCGCUGGACUCUCCCUCGCCCUGCUCCUCCUCCUCCUCGUCCUCCUCCUCGCACAAGCUGCUGCUGCUCAGCUCCUCCAUCAGCAUGAGCACCGUGUCAGGCGGCACCACCCCCGACUCCGGCGAGGAUGGCAUGGACCUCGGCAGCGACCCCUGCAGCCGCUCCACCUCCGAGUCCGGCUCCAGCAAAGUGACUCCGUGCUCCGACUGCAAGUCCUCGCCCAGCCUCGACCUCGAGACGCUGGCCGACCUGGACGAUGACGACGAUGACGACGACGACGACGAGGAGGAGGAGGACGACGAAGACGACGACGACGACGACCGGCGUGGCGGGGGCCUGGAGGUCGCGCGCCGGUUCCAGCGGAGCGUCUUCGGGGAGUGGCGCCAGGCCUCGUUUUUCCAGGGGGGCUCAACGUCGCGCGGCGCGGCGACGCCGACCGAGCUGUCGCGUCCGGCCAACGACGACGACGACGAUGACGACGACGACCUGCAGCUGGGCCGCACGCAGGCCGGGCCGCGCGCCGGGAACGGUCGCCGCUCCACCAGCGCCGCCGCGGCCGCGACGAUCGUCCCCUCGCCGUCUCCCUCGCUCUCCCCGUCCCCUCCGACCUCCAUGGCCACGACGAGCGAGGAGGGCGAUGGCGGCAGCGGCGGCAGCAGCGGCGGUGGCGUCCGCUCGGGAAGGAGCGAGGCCUCGGUGGCGGCCGUGAAGGAGGGCGGCCCGGGGGAGCGGGCAUGGCAGGGGCUCGCUCGAGACGACGACCAGGAUGAUGAUGACGAUGAGGAGGAGGAGGAUGAGUCACUGUCGGCCGGGCCGCCCACCAUGGACUGGGAGGCGCUGGAGAGGCACCUGGCCGGGCUGCAGAAGCGCGAGCAGAUCGAGCAGAUCGAGGCUCGGGCCGCCAGAGCGGGCACGGCGGCCGCCACCCUCAGCACCUUCACCUCGGCGCAGAGGAACGAGCGCGAGUGCAUCCGCCAGAAGCUCGCCCUGGGAGGCUUUUUCGACGAUGGGCCCGGCAUCUACACGAACUGCAGCAAGAGCGGCAAGCCCAGCCUCUCGUCCAGGCUGCAGAGCGGCAUGAACCUGCAGAUCUGCUUCGUCAACGACAGCGGCAGUGACAAGGACAGCGACGCCGAUGACAGCAGCAAGACCGACGCGAGCCCCGACACCCCCCUCUCCCCGGUGAGCAAGCAGAGCUCGUCGUAUUCAGAGCGCGACUCUGCCGACUCGGAGGCUGGCACGGACUCGGAGUCCGAGUCCCUCGAUGGGCUCGACUUCUCGGCGUGCCAGCGCAAGCUGCAGGCCGAGGCCAAGCUGGCGCUCGCCAUGGCACGGCCGAUGGCGCGCAUGCAGGUGGAGGUGGAGAAGCAGAACCGCAAGAAGUCGCCCGUCGCCGACCUGCUGCCACACUUGCCGCACAUCAGCGAGAGCCUGAUGAAGAGGAGCCUCAAGCCGGCCGACAUGCAGGAGAUGACCCUGGGCCAGCUGCAGGUCAUCGUCAACGAUCUGCACUCCCAGAUCGAGAGCCUGAACGAGGAGCUGGUGCAGCUGCUGCUGGUGAGGGAUGAGUUGCACAUGGAGCAGGAUGCCAUGCUGGUGGACAUCGAGGACCUCACCAGGGCGGUGUGACCGUCGCCGCGGCCGCAACCGGCACGACGGCGGCGGGCAGGAGGAGCGAGGCAUGUAAAUAGCAUGUGGAAGGUGAACCGUGGCGUGACGUCCUUACCUAGGCACGGGUUACGGGAAAGCCCUAACACUUAGAUCUAGCGACAAGAGAAAAACGAAUAUUCAUCAUGAAAGGUCACGAAUUAACGAUCGCGUAAUUGCACCGUCCAGCGCGUUUGCGCGCGGCAUUCGGCGCGUCCGUUGCGUCAUCGUCGUCGCGGUACGCUGUCGUUGGCCAUCGAAAGGGGUGGG
Molecule: messenger RNA, 2334 nt
Organism: Lethenteron reissneri (Far Eastern brook lamprey)
Lineage: Eukaryota; Metazoa; Chordata; Hyperoartia; Petromyzontiformes; Petromyzontidae
Product: schwannomin-interacting protein 1-like
Biological process (GO): positive regulation of hippo signaling
Cellular component (GO): cell junction; plasma membrane
Source: RefSeq, a predicted model, not a curated record